Molecule: messenger RNA, 2922 nt
Organism: Eublepharis macularius
Lineage: Eukaryota; Metazoa; Chordata; Lepidosauria; Squamata; Eublepharidae
Gene: TAAR1
Product: trace amine associated receptor 1
Exons: 3
Coding region: 391-1398 (335 amino acids)
Biological process (GO): G protein-coupled receptor signaling pathway
Cellular component (GO): membrane
Molecular function (GO): trace-amine receptor activity
Source: RefSeq, a predicted model, not a curated record
AACUGAAUGGACUCAUAAGUCAUGACCAAAGUUUGUAUCUGGUGAUGAAUCAGAAUUUCUAAUGGACUGAAACUAGAGAGGGCUACUGUUAUAACUCUCAUGUUUUAAAAGCUUUUGAAAUAAUGGAAAAGCCAAAGGAAGUCAACUGGCAACUUUCCAAAGUGAUUUCCAAAGGACAAACUAUCGAAUCAGAGGAUUUCUUUGGACAUUGAUACUUUGAAACAGAGCAGGUCACAGGGUGUAGAAGUUUUGUAUCUAUACAAGGAUACUUCACCUUGGUUGGAUGGCAACAGACAAAAUAAUUUCUGUUUUGACUGUAAAAGAUUUACACAAGCAAUAUCCAUCAGACUGAAGCGAAUGUGCUUGCGUUAAUCAGAGUCUUUUAGAAGUAUGCAGUUGUGCUGUGAAUCCAUAAAUGGCUCUUGCAUAAAGAGCAGCUGGUCAAUUAAUGUUCGGGUCUCCAUGUAUAUCUUCAUGGUGUGUGUGAUCCUGGCUACUGUAGCUGGCAAUCUAACCGUGAUCAUCUCAAUAUCACACUUCAAGCAGCUUCACACCCCUACUAAUUUCCUCAUCCUCUCCAUGGCCACCGUGGACUUUCUCCUGGGAUGUUUUGUCAUGCCUUACAGUAUGGUGAGAUCAGUUGAGAACUGCUGGUAUUUUGGAGACUUCUUCUGCAAAAUCCACACCAGCAUAGACAUCAUGUUGAGUACAGCUUCAAUCUUCCAUCUAUCAUUUAUCUCUAUUGACCGCUACUUUGCUGUCUGUGAUCCACUGAGAUACAAAUCAAAGAUAAAUACUUGUGUUGUAUUCAUUAUGAUCUUCAUAAGUUGGACAUUCUCUGCGAUGUUUGGCUUUGGGAUGAUCUUUCUGGAGCUGAACAUGAUAGGAGCAGAAGAGAAAUUCUACCAACUCAUCUAUUGUGUGGGAGGCUGCUUUGUCUUCUUCAAUGAAACUUCAGGGGUGGUGGCCUCACUGGUUUCUUUUUACAUCCCUGGAUUUGUUAUGCUGUGUAUCUAUGGGAAGAUAUAUGUUAUAGCCCAAAGACAGGCCAGAUCCAUUAGGGAUGCUGUGGGCCAAAUGCAAAUAAGAUUUGAAGUGCGGCAUCAUAUUUCACCCACUAGAGAAAGAAAAGCGGCAAAGACUUUAGGUACAGUGAUGGGUGUUUUCCUCAUCUGCUGGUCCCCAUUCUUUUUCUGCACAGCCACUGAUCCUUUUAUGAAUUAUACAACACCUCCUGUUCUCAUUGACGCAAUGGUUUGGUUUGGCUACUUGAACUCAACAUUUAACCCGAUUGUUUAUGCAUAUUUUUACCUUUGGUUUCGAAAGGCUCUGAAGAUGAUUUUAUUGGGGAAAGUUUUUCAGCAGGAUUCAUCCAGAACACGGCUGUUGAUGAAUUGACAUUCCUCAGAAUUUUGUCAGAGACCAACUUUUUGAAUAUGGAAGGUCAAAAUAACAGCUGUGAUGAUGUCACUUUAAAGAUAAUCAGAGCAUAGGUCACAAUAUUGUUGCAAUGACUUGAAUUUUCAGAAGGAACUGGAGCUUGGUAUAUAUAUUAUAUAUCUCCGUAUAUGAGUAUAUGGAAAGCCAGGGUAUACAUAUUUUUCAUAAAAUAAAAGUAUAAGGAAAUGGAAAGAGCUGAUGAAUAUCCUCAUGUUACUUUCUCUCUUAUUAUCAGUAGCAAAGGGACCUUCAUUAUAAUGGAAAAGAGAUUGUGACAAAAGGUCCUAAUUUUUGCAGGAAAUCUUGAAGAGGGAAAGAUGCAUCUUUACAUUUCCUUUGGCAUUCUAUGUCUGUUGGAGAUGCUGAAUUGACUCCACAGUCAUCAAAUACACUUACAUUAUGUGGCUUUUAGAAUUGAGUGAAGCCGCCAUAACAAAUCCAGCAUUUUUCUGAGAUCCCUGAAAUGCUGGGAAGUGUGAAUGGGGUACAAACUGUAUAUUAAAAAAAAUUGAAUUUACAAGAAGCUCCAGUGUGUAAUCAGAGGUGUGCCUCAUGGAUUUUAUAGGAAGCUAUGGAGUAUCCAUCAUAAAAUGUGCACUAUGUCCUACACUGGCUGUCUUGUACAAUCUGAAAAGUGUGCAGAGAUGCAGAAGUACACCUAUUGGAUCAUGUAAAAAGAUGUUCAUUUACCUGGAACAGGUUUAAACUUUGUUAUCAUACUGAGUAAACUGGUAUCAUUUCAAGGACAUAAUAUUACUGAGAAAUGGAUCUUUAUUGAAUAUGUUGCAGGGCUUGUACAGUUUAACCUAGCUUUGAUUCUAAAGCUGCAGUGCAGAUUAUUAUCAUAGCACCCUCCAUUAAUCCUGGAAGAUAAUAUCAAGGCUCUGAAUGUCCUUAGUAAAAUCUCUAACACCUUUGCAAUUCUCAAGGUUCUCUGUGUUGUUUUUUGUCAAUCCCUAUUAAACUGGGUUAAGCUAAUAAUACAAACAUAUCCUAAGAGCUCUGACGUUACUAGUCCUGAAUAGAGAUGGGCACAAACUAAUAUAUGAACCAAAAUUAAGCACGAACCAGGCCGGUUCAUGGUUCACAAACCACGGUUCAUCAGAUCCCAUUUCUGACGAACCGUCACGAACUUUAGGCUGGUUCGUUUGGUUCAUUUUUUGGUUCGUCACUGCAGACAGCCUGGUGCCAAUCAAUCGGUUUCCUAGGCAACAGGGGAUGGAAUUCCUGCAGACCUUCUGCUGACCUGGAAGUGAUGAUUUUCUGACCUGGAUGUGACGUUUUCACGAGCCAAACAAACCAGUUUGUGAACCAGGGGCAGGUUCGUGAAAGUUCGUGGUUUGUGAAAUUUGACGAACCACGAACCACAUGGUUCAGUUUUUUUCUGGUUCAUGCCCAUCUCUAGUCCUGAAUACAAGCAAGGGUAUGUUAUUAUUAAGGAAAAUGAAAAUCAAAAAGCUUCAGUUAUGGUCAUCUGUUGUU